UUAUGUGUAACUUGUGCUACAGAGUCAACCCUCCACAAAAUAUUGGGAUCCUAUUGAGCGAUGGAAGAAAUCUAUGCAAAUAUUGAAUAUGACAAUCAUGUUGACUCCAAACCAUCACAAAAUCAGACAGGUCCUAGGAGCUCAGAGAGGAUAUUUCAUGGAGCUGUUGUUCUCUGUCUGGGGCUGCUGAGUGUUUUCCUGCUGGCUGGGCUCAUCGGCCUCUGUGUUUACCACCGUGACUCAGUCCGUGAUUCAUCUGCAGAACUCUCCACUGUCAAAGCCAACCUGACGAAGCGUCUCCAGAACAGUGAAAACAAGCUGUCCUCCGUGACUGAAGAGAGAGACCGGCUGAAUGCCAGCCUCAGUAACACGACUAAAGAGUUAGACAGGCUUCAGAGUUUGUCCAAACAGAAGAAAACUUGUCCUGCAGGAUGGAGGAUGUUCAGUUGUACCUGUUAUCUCCUCUCCACCAAGUCUGAAACUUGGGGAAAAGGCAGAGAAGACUGCAAAGGCCGUGGAGCAGAUCUGGUGGUGAUAAACAGUUAUGAAGAACAGGAAUUCCUCACUAAAGUCAUCAAUCAAGACACUUGGAUUGGUUUGAAUGACAAAGAAAAUGAGGGCACCUGGAAAUGGACUGAUGGAACUCCGCUGACUCUGUCGUACUGGUUCACACGGCAGCCUGAUAAUGGUGCUGGAGAUCCACGGUGGGGUGAAGAGGACUGUGCACAUAUCCAGGCUAGCACAAAAACUGGAGGAAACUGGAACGAUCUGCGGUGUGAUAACUCUCUGAAAUGGAUCUGUGAAAGAUUUGCUUAGAAUUUAAUGAGUUUUGAUAUGAUACAUUUAAAAGUACUUUAACAAUUAUUCAAAAGUCCUUUAAUAGUGUAAUUGUUUUUCUCAAGAUCUCAGUAUUUUUUCCCAAAAUAUACUGUACUUUUUACUGAGAAAAUUAACCCCAGGCUUGUCCUAAUGACUACCAUAUGCAGUGAAACAAAGCUCCCUAAAACUUAUCAGGACAGUUGUAGCUAACAUGCUACUGAAUAUCUGAAAUGUACUUAAUAGGAUAAUAAAUCUGACUUAAGCACUUUUCUCUAAUUGCUCGCAGGAGCUCGGAGUGAACUGCUUUUAUUAAAUUAGCUUUUUACUUUAGUUUUUGGGAUUACAAUGUUGAUUUAUCUUCAUCAAGCUUCUCAGCAGCUAGAUUCCGUGCACAUCCGGUUCUAGUGUUGUUGCUAGCUCUGUUGGACUACUACUCUUACAAAACUGGACAUUGCUGGGAGUUAGCAUAGCAUAGCCCUGAUCGAUCCGAACGCCAUUCAGGAAACAAGUCUUUUAGAAGUUGUUGUCCUGCUGUCUUGCUGACAGACCUGAUAAAGUGGCGCAUUUGUAGUAAUGGCGAGUUGUGUUUAUUCGCAUAAUCGCGUUGUGUGUGAACACUCAGCAGUUGUCCAGCAAUAAAACCCCCGCGAGGAAAGCGUUACGUGGAAUUAAAUUUGUGUUUGGUCUGAAUGUCGCGUAACUGUCUCUUGUUGUUUAGACAUUUACACUCACAUUCAGUGCUUUGGGCAAUUCAGAGUCACCAAUUGACCUAAAUAGGAUAAAUCCUUUAUAAAAUAUAUAUAAUUACUAUGUCAUUACACAGUCCAUUACAACUUCAUAAUAAAUAAUACUUGUACAUGUGUUUCAAUGUGAUUGAAAAGGACUAGAAUUGUUUACUUGAUCAUUUAACAAAGUAUUAAGUUGCUCUCAUACUGUUCCUGUCUUAAGUGACAUUUAUUCGUGACUUGUUUCUUCCUCAAUAGUUAAGCUUCAGAGAAACUAUUGAAACAAACAAGAGUCUGUUAAGUCAUUUCAUGUAAGGUAUUCUGUGCUGCAGAGUGUUUUCCUGCUGGUAGCAUCAUUCUAUUCUAAAGAUGUAUGUUUUUUUCUGAAAUAUGUGUGUCACCAUUUUCUCUUUUCGUCCAGGAUUUUUUCUGUGUUUGUUUAAUUCCCAUUUUUCUCAUUUACAUUUUGUUCCUUUAAAGCAGUCUUUCUUGUAUCUUGAAUGUACACAGAAAAGAAAUCAAACCCAAACAGCCAAAUUAAUAAAACAAUGCCUCAUUUCA
Molecule: messenger RNA, 2105 nt
Organism: Micropterus salmoides (largemouth bass)
Lineage: Eukaryota; Metazoa; Chordata; Actinopteri; Centrarchiformes; Centrarchidae
Product: C-type lectin domain family 4 member E-like
Exons: 6
Coding region: 61-816 (251 amino acids)
Source: RefSeq, a predicted model, not a curated record